Messenger RNA from Symbiodinium natans, 3240 nucleotides. The record is from the annotation of a GenBank genome assembly. Lineage: Eukaryota; Dinophyceae; Suessiales; Symbiodiniaceae.
AUGAUGGAGCUCUCCAUGAAAACAGGCGGAGCUGUGGAAGCCUUGGGCAAGGAAAGGAUCAAGAGUAACCUGACGCAGCGGAACGUCAAGACGGCCAGACGCUUCAGCGGGAUGUACGGCGCAGCCGAUCUGAAAAACAAGUGCAACAUUCCAGUCGUCAAGCCGAACGACAAGUUUCGCGUCGUCUGGGACAUUAUGGGCAUUUCCCUGAUUGUGAUGGACGCCUUCCUUCUGCCAGCGUCGAUUGCAUGGGAUCUGGAUGUCACACCUUUCCCCAGGAAGAUCAGCUUCGGAUCUCGCGUUCUGCAGGUCUUUGCUGCCGUCGCUAUGUUCUUCUGGCCUGUCGACAUCGUGAUAAAUUUCAACACUGGCAUCUAUGUGGGUGCUGUGCUGGAGACACGUCGUGCCGUUAUUGCCAGGCGCUACAUAUGCUCUUGGUUCCCUUUCGACAUGACUGUGGUCACACUGGACUUUGUUUUGGCGCUGUCCACGUCCUCGGAGGAGAUGGGUGGCGCGCUGCAGUCAUUCCGAUCUGCACGCUUUCUGCGCGUAUUCCGAUCGCUUCGAAUCAUACGCCUUCUCAAAGCUGGAAAAAUCAACGUGGUCUUGGAGAACCUAUUGAUCUCCAUGGGACGGCAGUGGCUCAUCUUGGCUUUCACCGUCGGAAGAAUGCUGAUGACGAUCAUGAUAGUGCUGCACAUCCUUGCCUGCUCCUGGUUUGGCUUGGGCGAGGCUGUGUCCACUUGGGGUCAGAAAAGUUGGAUUGAGUGGGCCGAGAUCUCCGACCUCGACGGCCAAACUCAGUACAUCCACGCCAUGCAGUGGAUCUUGCUGCCCCCUGCUCCCGCUCCGCUAUCGGCGGACAGCGCGAUUGAACGACUUGCCACCAUCAUGACCGUGGUUGUUACCGUUCUCGUGAUUGGUACAUCUCUGUCCGUGCUGACCGGAACGUUGCAGGAGAUCCGCCAGGUCAACAACGAGCGCAGCAGAAAGCGACGGGAGCUGCGCAUCUUUCUUCAAACCAAGGCAGCACCAACUGAGCUGGUGAUGAAAGUCAUGAGCUACGCUGAUUACAAGAUGGCCCGGCACUCCCCGAUAGCUUUCGAUGAGACGCUCAUCUCUCCCAAGUUGGAAGCGGAGCUUGCGACGUUCCAACAUGGAGGUUAUCUACAAGAGCAUCCCAUCUUUUGGCUUGUGGACACAUUGUUCCCGCUUGUGUUCAACGAUCUCUGCAGCACCCUGGACAAGCAGCUUUUCUGUGAGGGAGAGGCAGUCUUUCGACUGGGGACCUUGGCGGAGAUGAUGUACAUCAGCAGCCAUGGAGAUUUCCGAAUCUGUACCGAUGCGCAGGCCACGAAGAAGUUCUCGGGUGCCCAUCACUACUUCGCAGAGGUGGCGUUGUACGUGGAAGCUGCGAUGCACGAUUGUACGCUGUUGGCCGAAUCCUUCACGGAAGUUUUCGUCCUCACCAGCUCGAAGCUUGCGGCGGUUCUGGCCAACUCCCCAGUCUGUGCCGCAAUGUACAUUGAGUACGCCAACGAGUACAUUUCCCACCACGUGGUGAUGUCACCAGACUCCGAGCCGGAAGAAGUCGUUGAAGCGCACCUUCGGAACGCCGAGAAUGCUUGCGAAAGCAACUCCUUUUACUUGGACAUGUACGUGGACGAAAGAAAGCAGCUGAGCAGCCUUCAUCUGUCUUCUCUUCGAAAUGUGGAGAGUCCGAGUCAAAGUCUGCGAAAGUCCGAGUCGGCGAGCUCUUUUGGAUCUGGAGAUGUGGUCAUGACGCGGACGAAGUCCUUCAACCACCGGGCUCGGACAACGAAGACACCGCGUCACCACGAUGACCAGAACACCAAGCACAUCACCCCCAAGGAGUUCAUCGACAGCGUCUUCGAGUCAGACGAGCCGACAGCGACGGUGGUCACUAAGCUGCGGGAUGCCUUCGUUGAGCUGGAUCCCGAUGACGGCCUCCAUGCCAGGUUUUCGGACGCGAAGGAGCAGGAGCGGGCAGAGUCUGCCAUCUUGAGUUUGAUUGCUCUGGUCCGCGGCAACUACGAGGCCUACACCGCGCCUCAGAAGCCCGCGGCCCGGUUGACGCCAGACCAGUGGCAGCAACUGCAAAGUGUGGUGGCGUGGUCUGCGCCUGAUCGAGAGAAGCUGACGGCCGCGAUAUUUCUACUUGCCGUGAGGGGCAUCGGCAAGUGCAGGUCCGUUACGCACCAGCUGCCUUCGGCACAUCAACGCCCAGACCAGGCCGUGUUGUUCGUCUUAGACCAUUACCCCGACGCUGUGCCUUCCAUCUACAGCUUCGGGGAAGAUGUCCGACAUCUUGUGGACGACACCCUUGAGCUGCAGCACGAUUUCAUUUUCGCGCAGAUGCUGCAAGGUGAGAAUGUUCCAGCCAACUUGCUGCAGCUGAAGAAUUUCAUAAAUGAAAGAAGUGGCGAAGAAACCUUGAAGUUCUACGUGCUGUUCUUGUUGGGCUUUCUGUCUGGCCUAGCCGGCGGCCAGGGCUCGCGUUUCAUGACGCACAACAAUGCCAAAGCCACCAUCCUUGGUUUGUCCAUCCUGAAGCAGGUCCUCAUAAAGGACCCAGCAGCUCUCUACUGGACUUACAUCCACAAUCGUGGGGUGGAGCUGGGACGAAAAGCCAGCAGCACGGAGGAUCUGGCCGUCUUGCGGCUUGCAUGCUUGUGUCGUGCCCAAUCCGACCAGGACCUCGAUGAGCUGCAGAGUGCAUGGGACCAGCUCAGCAAGGGUGAAAGGAAGGAGUUGGUCAAGCACUUCUUGGCAGAUGGCAUUGGCUUCCGCGCGGUCGUCUUGGAGUUCCUGCCCUUAUGCUUGGAACGCGCCAAGAAGAACCCGUUUGUCACUGUCCCGACCUUGCUCGAGGUGUUGGUGGAGCUGCUGCGCGCAGUUCGCUCAUCGGCAACUGGCACAGGGCAGACCGUCCCUGUCGAUUUGGCCGAUCUGGCAGCAUUCAUCUUCAUGGUGCAGAACGGCUUUGUGUUCCAGACUUGCCUUUCAAGAUCCAAGCUUCAAAUCAAGGAAGGACGAUGCUUCUUGGAAAUGACGCAGGAGAACUGGAGAAGAGUCAGCGAGCCCCAUACAGAUGUCGUUAUGCUGGCAAGCUCGGUAAGAGAGCUUGUGCAGACGCGCAAGCGCGAGGAUGAUGAGAAGGAGAGUCUUCAGAUCAGCACGCCCUUGAAUGAAGUGGCAGUGAUGAGCUGCCGCUUUUGA